Molecule: messenger RNA, 1941 nt
Organism: Gadus morhua (Atlantic cod)
Lineage: Eukaryota; Metazoa; Chordata; Actinopteri; Gadiformes; Gadidae
Product: cytosolic 5'-nucleotidase 1A
Exons: 7
Coding region: 647-1747 (366 amino acids)
Biological process (GO): adenosine metabolic process; nucleotide metabolic process
Cellular component (GO): cytoplasm; cytosol
Molecular function (GO): magnesium ion binding; nucleotide binding; 5'-nucleotidase activity
Source: RefSeq, a predicted model, not a curated record
AUUCUUUAGCAGUGCAACCCCUCCCCCCCCGACUCCCCCACACACAAGCACACACACACACAAAUUCAAUGGCUAAGUCCUUUGACUAAUUACCAGUGUGUGUGUGUGAAUCGGAAUAAGCAUACAAAUGUUUUCCUGUCAAUACACAUCAAGUGCUUCUGCCCGCUCUCUGUGAAUCGCACAUAGGCCCCACACAUCACAUCAGCUCUUUCACAUCCUUGAAUGUAUAGUAUGCAGAUGCCAUUGUCUUUGUACUGUGUGUGUGUGAGUGUGUGCCCCCUUCUCCGGUCACAAGUCUCUCUUUUCAGCCCACAUCUGAAUGUGGCUGCUGUUAUAGAUCAGGGCCUCAGAUCUGUAGACCGGCCAGCACCACCACUGUGGCUGCUAUGGAGUUCAUGCAAUAAUCGAUGCCCUUGUCUCUCCCUCUUUCUCGCUAUGUGUGUUCCUGUGUGUGUGUGUGUGCGCAUGAGCAAGAGACAGACAACGAGAGAGCAGAGGGAGGGAGGGAGAGAGGGAGGCACGGGCGGCAUAGACUUCCUGUUUUUACAUUGGACUCAUUGGCAGCAGGAAAUAAGGGAAGCACUGCUUUGUUCUAUGUCGAGUGUGUUAUAUGAGGAGAAGCUGAGGAGGACGCAAGAGAGGAAGGAUGAGCCUCGACAAUGAUCCCAGGCAGACGGUCGCAGAACGGGGGUUGGUGAGAAACGGGAACAGUACCACAGUCCAGAAUGCAUCCAAGCCUUCAACUCCCACUCGGAAACCAAAAUCACCCAAGCCGGAGAACGCGGUCACCAUCGCAGUGUCCCCCAGGGUGCUCUUCCACAUGGAGGAGGAGCAGCAGGUCUACGAGACGCAGGGGAUGGAGGACUACAUCCGGUUCCAGAAGGAGCACGAGACGGAGCCCUUGAGCCCCGGACCCGCCUUCUCAUUCGUCAAGGCUCUGGAGGCGGUGAACGUUCGCCUGAGGGAGCUCUACCCCGACAGUGAGGAGCUCUUCGACGUGGUGCUCAUGACCAGCAACCACGCCCACGUCGGCUUGAGACUCAUCAACACCAUCAACCAUCACCAGUUGUUCAUUGAGCGCUUCUGCAUGACUGGAGGAAACAGUCCUAUUGGCUACCUAAAGGCCUAUCACACCAACCUAUACCUGUCAGCCGACUCAACCAAAGUUAGAGAGGCACUGGAAGAAGGGAUCGCUGCGGCUACCAUGUUCGCGCCGGAGAAGAUGACGGAGGUGUCGGAGGCCCAGCUCCGCGUGGCCUUCGACGGAGACGCGGUCCUCUUCUCCGACGAGUCCGAGCGGAUCUUCAAGGCCCACGGACUCGACAAGUUCUUUGAGCACGAGAAGGCCCAUGAAAACAAGCCACUGGACCAUGGGCCGUUGAAGGGAUUCCUGGAGGCUUUGGGGAAGCUGCAGAAGAAGUUCUAUGCCAAAGGCCAGCGGAUGGACUGUCCUAUUCGCACUUACUUGGUGACGGCUCGCAGUGCAGCCAGUUCAGGGACCCGGGCUCUAAACACUCUUCGAUCGUGGGGCCUGGAGAUCGACGAGGCUCUUUUCCUGGCCGGGGCCCCAAAAGGGCCGAUGCUGGAGAAAAUUCGGCCCCACAUAUUUUUUGAUGAUCAGAUGUUCCACGUGGAGGGAGCAGCAGAGCUGGGGACAGUUGCAUGUCACGUGCCCUACGGCAUCGCUCAGAGAGUGGGCCCCAAAAAGCAGGUUAAGGACACAGAGACCCCCAUGGCAGCCAUUUAGUGUGGAAUUAAGAGGAAGUAGUUUUCCUAUGUUCCUAUUUAUUUAAAACAUGAAUGAUACUCGUACAUGGACUGGAUAAGGCAGUAAUGAUGUUCUUUGACUAGCUAUUUGAACCAUACUCAACAUGCUUAUAUAGUUACAGUAUACUUUCUGCAUCCAUCCAUUUUGAUUAAAUGAAAAUUAUUUAAAACACA